GCCCCAUGACGCUCGAAGAAAAUGUAAUUUAUACGAUUGAUACUAUUAACUCCAAAUAUCUUUCCUCCUAAACCUAUUCCCAAAAUGUCGUCUAUGAGUCGUAGUGUCUCAAAUGUAUCUAUCAUUGUUGGAAUUAUCGAACUUGUCGCGGCCACGGUGUCCGCAAUAGUCGGUGUUGUUGCUGUUACGAGUUAUUCCGGCCAUCCAUCAAACUCAGCUGGGAUUUGGGCUUUGGUUGUGAGUACACAAAAUAUUUAUUUUGUCGUUUGUAAUGUUUGGCGAAUGUUUGGUCCUCCAUCUACAUGUAAAUAGCGAUACCAAGACGAUUUUUCACACCGGGACAAGACGGAGUUCACAACUGCACGCAAAUUUUGCCAGUUUUACUGGUCAACGCCGGAUUCAUGCAGUCAGCUGCGUUCGAGUUCCCUCCCGUGUGGGCGCUAAAUGCGAAAUCGUGCCGAAAUCUCAGGACGGUUUUCGAAGAAUUGAAAUCCAAAUUGUUAUAGUGAAAAUAAAGUCCACUUGUCGAGCAAUUUUUCGCGUAUCUUAAAGGAAAGUUUUAGUUAGCGCGAGUUUGGACGUAAGUUGUCAAUUAAAAUCGCCAGCUGUCAGUAAGAUUUUUCAAAGAUGUCAGUUCUGUGUUUGCCAGACAUUUUAUCUGUUGUCAAUCAAAUAGACUGAAAAGCUUCCUCCUUUCAGAGCGCCGAAUUCAGACCCUCGUCUAUUCUCAAAAUAGUGAGCUUAAGCAAACGACGUUUUUGUCAACAACGGACUUCACCCGAAAAUUGGUAUGUCUAAUUUUGUCGGCAUUUUGCAUCAUAGCGCUUGUGUGAGAAAGCAAACAUCUUUAAAAAUCUUAUGUUUUGUUAUAUUUGUUGAAGAUUACCACGAACUGAUACAAUCCAGUUCCCCCUCGCCAAUCUGACGUUCGUGUUGGCAAAAACGUCACUUGCUUUUAAGCUCCCGCUAUUAAUUAUCACGACACUGUACUAAAGGUAAAAAGACGUCCAAGCAUCCAUGUAUUUUUCUGUUUAUUUUAUAAAGGACAGUCUUUGAAAAGCGAUAAUUUUUACAGAAAAGCGAUAAUUGAAAAGCGAUAAUUUUCACAUGUGAAAUUAUCAUAAAUACUCUCACAGCACUAUAAGGCACUAUAAUGAAUUUCUAUGUGAACAAUUUAAACUGGACUAUUUUCGUGCGGCCUAUAGUGUCAGCUAUAUACUAUAGUCUUAUUUUUAUAAAAAGUUCACGAAAAUAUGAAACUUCACCGAGCAUCAGGACGUUUUUUACUUGCUUAAAACAUUCUCACGUUAGGCGUCCGUGAUAUAAUCUGGAUAGAUUUUAAUCUAUAUCAAUAUGUAAAUUUGCAUGUGUUGCCAAAAACAAGCAUUUGCUUUUUCAAAACACUUUGGAAAAAAUAUUCUGCUGACUUAUUGGACAAGAAAGCGCUUUUACACGGAGUUUUAUAUAGAAAUUAGUGAUAAUGGUCCCAACAUAGAACCUUGAGGUACACCCCGUAUGCGAUAUCUUUUUGCAGCAUGUCGCUCACUAUGUGAGUAUAUGUUUCUAGCAUUUCUGAUCUACAUAUAAUAGCCUGUUGUUAAGAAACAUCUGGCUGUAAGUCUCACUGAAACGUCUGGAACCCAGCCAGUAGCAUGUUUCAAGUUUUUAUAAAUUCAAGAGCAUAUAUAUAUAUAAUUAUUUUUGAAACGUUUAAGGAGUAUACAUGGCAGCGAGAAGUAAGAUUAAUUGUAACUGGUUAAUUUUCAGUUUCUCAUUCCUGGCGUGUUGUCCAUUGUAGCUGGAAGGACGAAAAAUAUUGUGACAGUAAGUGCAGCUUUGUAUACUGAUUAGAAAGCCUAAACCCUUUUUCAAUUUAAUAACUGGUUAGUCCUUUCUGAAUGCAAUAGUCUUUAUUUCAUUGUAAUAGCUUUUAUAACUUUUACGUUACAUCAAAUCAAACAGUGUCCAGGUUUUUUGGGGACACCCGGUAGACUUGGUCUAUGUUAAUAUUAGAUUGUUUUAAAAUUAACCUCAUUCCAGUAUGUUUGAAAGGUUUAUAACUCUAACUUAUAUUAGUUUUUAUUUUGGCAAUGUUUCGGACAGAAAUUAAAAAUUAAUGUUCUAUUUUUUGUUUAUGUUUUAGUUAGCCGUUGCUCUCUUCUUUAAUAUAUUGGCGACAGUUGUUUCAUCUGUGGCUACUUUGGUCUGCGUCUCAUUCUGGAUAAUUCUCACGCAUUCAGGUUGCAACCACGAGCAGUGUGAGAUCGGAAGAGUAUAUAAACCCCCGGCCAGACACACACCGAACACGAUUCGACGGCGCGAUUUUUCGAUUUUCACCAUCCUGGUUUUGGUUUUCCAAUAGGUAGAAGCGCUAUAACAUCUUUGAAUUAUUUGCUUUACAUAUCUUUAAUUUGAAGAAUUCUUUCAUAAAUCGACGGCUUGAUCAAUUAUACUUUCAAAACGUGAAAAAUCGAGUCGCGUUGCCGAAUCACGUCCCCGUCUGGAACAAUUCCGAUAACUGGCACAAUUCCGUUGCAUUGUUAUGUAGCAUAAUUUGUUCGUUCACUAUACCAUAACUGACCAGUAUUCAGUUGACUGUUUACAUGCACUACACAACGUUUGCCUAAAACUGUCGCAUGCAACCUUACAACUUGGGCUGUACUGUGUAAAUCAAACACACAACUCGCUUGCGUUGUCGUGGGUGAAUUGUAUGCUUGAUUUACACAAUACAACCCAAGUUGUAAGCAGGUUGCAUGCGACAGUUUUAGGCGAAAGUUGCGUAGUGUAAAUCAGCCUUUAAAUGCUUUUUCAGCCGUUAAAUGCUUUUUCAGAUGAAUUUGACUGUAGCUCCUAUCCCAGAGUAUUCGCCAUCAUUGUUACCAUGACAAUAGUGAUGAUGAUUUUGGCAGUCACAAGUUUCACUGGCUGCGUCAUGGGAUGUGCUGGAACUUGUUGUGCCCCAUCAGUAAGUUUUUGUUGCAACGAUAUCCGUUUUGAGAAAUGUGUGUAUGUCAUCAUGAGAUGCAUUUGUUCUUAUUGCAGUAAAUAAUAGCUUUGUUCUUAUUGCAGUAAUAAACACAAUUAUUAUAUGCACAAGGUCUAGAUAUGAGGUAUUCUGCAAUCUGAUUGGUUCUUUACUAGCAGGAUAUUAGCUCAUAUCCUGCUGGUAGAGAAAAACAAAAUGGCGGCUCAAACUGAAUUUCCGACGUUUUGCGAACAAGAAAACGGCAAGUUGUUCGCCUUUACAGGAUUAAAAACACAAUGAAAAAACUCCCUCAAAUUGUUUACAGGUUAGCAAGUGAAUUUUUAAAAUUUAAAAUGGUUAAAAAAUAUAUAUUUUUGAAAAAAUAAUCGGCCGAAAGUGCGAAGAUAAAAACAUAAACAAAAUAGAAAAAUAUUGAAAAUAUCCGAAAAGCAAAGUCUGUGAAUUCAGCCCUUGCCGUAUAUAAUAAAACAGUUAUUCCACUCACUCUCGUCGAAUAUGAGCGAUAGCCGAUUCGGCGCUACGCGCCUCAUAUUCAACUCGACUCACUCGAGUUUCGUCUCCUUUCAAUUGCUUUGCUUUAAAAACAGUUAUUAGGUUGUUGAAGAGUUAGCCUAGAACUUUCAACAAAAAAUCCAGAUGCUUUCAAAAACCAGUGAAUCACAUUAACGCUGUAAACUUCAACAUCCUUAGAAAUUGUAAGCCGAACACCGAAAAGCAAAAUUUGUGCAUUAUUUUUUAUGCAGCGUCGACGAAAGUCCACUCUGUACAUAUUGAAGGCAACAGAAGGACUAACCCUAUUUGUUUACUGAAAAGUCUCCAAUGAAGUAUGGUUUGAUCCAGAUUCUUUCUUUGUACGUGUAGGAACCAAUGAUUAUCACCACUAUCCCAACACCACCAUCAACUGUGAUCAUUAGCUCCCAGUCUUCCAGCCAGCCGCAGCCGAGUUACCAUGCAAUGGUACCACAGAACGCCGCUGGCUCGAUGUUGCAGGCGUAUACAGGAAUGCCAGUGCAAACGUUUGGAUUUCAAAAUAUAUCUCAGCCCGUUCCAACCGCAGAUGAUCGACCACUUGUCGAAAAUAUUGUACUCUAAAACCUGCUACAUACGUAAAAACGAACACCUGUUCCCCGUUGAUAUCGACAGGCUUGAACAAGAUUGUGCUGCACCCUCAGAACAAGUUGUCAACAAUAGUGUUACGGCCUGUUUCGCGGUGUGGACGACUUGCGCUUUAGACUAAAUUUUAAUCUAAGUAAGAACAACGAAAUCUAUCACCACAGCUAGAAAGAGCGUCUUGGAAUUAGUAAUAUUACAAAGUUUGGUUGCGAAAUGUUGUAAAAUACGGAAAAUAUAGCCCUUCAAAGUUGGC
Molecule: messenger RNA, 4352 nt
Organism: Paramuricea clavata
Lineage: Eukaryota; Metazoa; Cnidaria; Anthozoa; Malacalcyonacea; Plexauridae
Source: the annotation of a GenBank genome assembly